AUGCGGAAGAUCCCCGUCUCCAUGGUCACGCCCCGGCAGCGGGUGAGGGUCGGGAACCGCACGCUCUCCAAGGACGAAUGGUCGGCCGUGCAGACGCUCAACGACGCGACCGACGGCGACAUCCCCGCCGUGAGGAGUAAGCCCCCCCCUCCCCCUCGCCACCGCGAACCGGGCGCUGCUGCUCCUGAAUCUGACGAGUUUAUUACACAUGCAGAGCUCGUGAGACAGCUGAGGAAGUCGGGGAAAGGCCUGGAACAGACGCUGGCGGCGAUCAAGCACCCGCAUUUCCGCGGCCGCGGGCCGCUCCACAUGGCGGCGUGGGCCGGCAGGCUGGAGAUGUGCAAGUUCCUGGUCGAGGAACUCCACCUCAACGUCAACGCGCCUGGCGACGACGGUGCAACGCCUCUAUCAUAUGCAAUAUUUGGUUGUGGAUCUACAUCUGUUGUAAGGUUUCUUCUUGACCGUGGUGCUAAGCCAAACAAAGCUAAUAUAAAUGGGGUUACUGCACUGCAUUAUGCUGCAAUGCCAGGAGCAAAUGCUGACCCAGAGGGAGACAGGUUAUGGGCAGCUAACACCCGAGAUGCCUGUGAAAUAGCAGAGUUAUUAUUGUCCAGGGGAGCUUAUGUUGACCCUAUAUGCGCAAAAGGAACACCUCUAAACGUUGCUGCCCAAAAGGGAAAUGUGAGAAUGUUGGAAUUGUUGUUGAGGCAUCAGGCAAAUCCUAACACAGUUGUGCAUUUAGUGUAUACACCACUUUCAUAUGCUAUCUCCGCUUCUUCACUGAAAUGCAUGGAACUACUUAUUAAGGCUGGUGCUGAUGUCAAUGCUGGUAGGCCUGUAGUAACACCAUUAAUAAUAGCUGCAUCCUAUGGCUUCACUUGUGGCAUCAAGUGUUUGCUGGAAGCUGGUGCUGAUGCAAAUAUUCCUGAUGAAUUUGGUAGAACAGCAGCACAAAUUGCUGCAACCAAUGGAUGGAUGGACUGCGUUGAGAUUCUUUCCCCUCUCACAGCCUCUGCAGGCACUAAUGUAAUGGUUCAACAUGCGAACUUUGUGAAUUCAAAAUCAAAUUUUCAUUUUAUAUUCUGUUUAAUAAAAAAUGUCUUUCACUUCUUCAUUUGA
This is a messenger RNA of Lolium rigidum, 1119 nucleotides long. Its product is annotated as ankyrin-1-like. Bases 1 to 1119 code for a protein of 372 amino acids. The record is from RefSeq and is a predicted model, not a curated record. The transcript is spliced from 7 exons. Gene Ontology annotation, molecular function: protein binding. NCBI's taxonomy places the organism in Eukaryota, Viridiplantae, Streptophyta, Magnoliopsida, Poales, Poaceae.